Molecule: messenger RNA, 3227 nt
Organism: Corythoichthys intestinalis (scribbled pipefish)
Lineage: Eukaryota; Metazoa; Chordata; Actinopteri; Syngnathiformes; Syngnathidae
Gene: lix1l
Product: limb and CNS expressed 1 like
Exons: 6
Coding region: 174-1277 (367 amino acids)
Biological process (GO): autophagosome maturation
Cellular component (GO): cytoplasm
Source: RefSeq, a predicted model, not a curated record
ACAGUCCAGGCAGGCAGGAUGCAGACCAGAACAACAGAGAAGUACAGUUCGGGUCUCCAAGCGCAUAAAACCCAGCUAAAUUCCUUUUAGUAUUUUUUGUUUUUGUUUUGUUUUUUAACCCAAAACCCACCGUCUGCUCAUUUGGUCCCCGCUCGUUCGGCGCGGUUCGGACGAUGGAAUCUCACCUUCUCCCUAUCCAUAUCCGCCCUCAGCGGCUCCAACCGGGAAUCGGAUUCGGUUCGGGGUCAAACGUCGGCGGGACGCUCCGCUCCUUCUCCUCCGCCUCGUCGUCUCUUCGCCCCGGGGUGACGGUGCCCAUCCCUCCGCUGUUGCCCUCGCCACCGUCGCUGGCCGCCUGCUCGGGGCCUCCGCCGCCACCGCCACCGCUACAGCUCCAUAGCCUGUACGGGGGAGGCGGCGGAGUAGGAACCGGCCUGGGGCUCCCCGCCGCUGGCCACGCCAACCCAGGGAACCCGGCGGUGCUGAAGGAGGCGGUGGAGGCUGUGGUCCGUAGUUUUGCCAAACACACGCAAGGCUACGGUAGAGUGAACGUGGUGGAGGCCUUGCAAGAGUUCUGGCAGAUGAAGCUGAGCCGCGGAGCCGACCUGCGCAACGGUGCGUUGGUGGUCUACGAGAUGGUGGCGGCUAGCAGCCCCCCGUACGUCUGCUACGUGAGCCUCCCUGGGGGGAGCUGCUUCGGAAGUUUCCAAUUCUGUCCCACCAAGGCCGAGGCUCGACGCAGCGCCGCCAAGAUCGCCCUCAUGAACUCAGUUUUUAACGAACACCCGUCCCGUCGGAUCACUGACGACUUUAUCGAGAAGAGCGUGAGCGAGGCUUUGGCUUCUUUUAAUGGAAACAGGGAAGAGGCUGACAAUCCCAACACGGGAAUCGGAGCAUUCCGUUUCAUGCUGGAAUCCAACAAAGGAAAAUCAAUGCUUGAAUUUCAGGAGCUAAUGACAGUUUUCCAGCUCCUCCACUGGAACGGAAGCCUGAAAGCCAUGAGGGAACGCCAGUGUUCACGUCAGGAAGUGCUAGCCCACUACUCUCACCGGGCGUUGGACGACGACAUGCGAACGCAAAUGGCGGCCGACUGGGUGAACCGUGAGCAGAGCGUGGCCAGCACCGUCUCUCAGGAGCUGGCGGCCACUGAGCGCGAGCUGGAGGAGGCGCGGCUUGCCGGACGCGAGCUACGCUUCUACAAGGAAAAGAAGGACAUCCUCAUGUUAGCCGUGGGCCAGCUGAGCGCCGCCAACGCCGCCACUCUGCCCUCGCACUAAAAGAGGUCUCGGGUAACACAAGAUUAUUGCAAAAGCACAUCCAGCCGUGAAACGAGCCAUAAGUAAUAGCUUGUUGCCUUUUGGUGCCUAACAGUGUUUUUGUCAAAUUGGCCAACCAGCUGGCUGGAGUUGACAAAUUUUGCCUUUUCUCAUACUUUUGCCUUUCAUUGGUGAAUGUAAAAUGCAAUUCAAAACAUGUUGGCGAGUCAUCGUUUGGGAGAGGGUACGGAUUAUUCAGAAAAAAAAAAAAGUUAGCAGUUUGUCUCAAGUGAAAGUAGAGUUCAAAACCAAAAACAAAAGUAAAAAUUGAAUUCCAUUCAGUAGACUAAUAUGAAAUAUUUUUUAAAAUGAGGCUCAACUCACUUCAUUGUAGUUUCUUGCCACCUUGAUGGCUCACGAAGCACUACUUAUGUCUGAAAGAAGCUACUUAAACCCAGUUUUUUAAAAAUUCUAAGAUACAGCAAGAUGACUGUAAAGCACCACUUUUGUCCAAAUGAAGCUCCUCAACUCUCCAACAAAGUUCCUUCAAACCAAGAUGCCACAAGAUGGCUGCAAAGCACUAGAUUUCAAAUGUUUGUAAUGAUGCUCAACUCACUUCAACAUAGUUUCAAGGCACGUAGCAUGCUUAUAAAGCACUACUUUUGUCUAAAUGAAGUUCUUCAUCGCUCCAACAUAGUUCCUUAGCACCAAGAUAGUACAAAAACGAUGAAUUGGUCAUUUUAAAAAGACCACUAAUAGGUGAAUCCUGGUGAAACGUAAUUAACUCUUUGACUGCCAUUGAUGAUAGGUGCGAGAGACCCAGUCAAAAUGAAUUGGACGUCUAUCGUCGUCCAUGCUACUAAGACAUAAUCCAUUACUUUGAAAUUGAUUUUGCCUUUUUUUUUUUUUUUUUUACAGUACUAAUUUUUAUUUUGGUCUACACUCCACUGUUACCUCCGUAAAGUUGGGCCUCCAUCAGACGCAAAUUGAUAUAAAAAUAAUGUAGUUUGUGCUACGUUUGUGCUUGCUUGUGCCGUAAAGUUUGAGUUUGUACUGCUAUCGUUUUUUAAGAUAGUUACAAUUCUCUUCUAGGCCAAUCUUAGGUCAACCAGCCCCCCAUUUUGAUUAAAAAUGGCUUAAAAUGGUGUAAAUCGUUAUGCUUAGUUUGUGCUGUAAAAAGUUUUGUUUGUGCUGCUAUAGUUUUAAAGAUAUUGUGAUAUUAAUUUCGAGUGAUGAUGUCAAUCGCAGCCCCUCCAUCGCGGUUCACCAACUCGCUCAUUAAUGGAGGGGUGUUCUAACAACCACCGCAAACGUAGCACGAACGAAUGGCACCCCUACUGGUCCAUUUUGCAGUAAAUGGGGGGCUGCAAGUGACGUCAUCGCUCAAAAUUAAUUUCUCAUUAUCUAUACGGGUGUAACGGUACAUGUAUUUGUAUUGAACCAUUUCGGUAAGGGGUGCUCGGUUCGGAAUGGAGGCGUACUGAACGAGUUUCUGACUUAAUGUAACCCUUUCUUUUCGAGGCUGUGAGUCGAUCGGGUUACAGUUUCUUUGUGCAGAUUAUAUUUAUUCCGUCUUCUUUACUAUGAUGAGGACCAACAUGGUAGGACAGUACAACCCAGAAACGUCAACAGCGCGACAACGUGGCCGCCGUGAGAACGCAGUGAAACGCGGGCGUUAAAGUCAAUCAGCGUGUUAGACGCAUCCCAGAAGUGGCUCAACGUGACGCACGCGAAAAGAACGGCAGAGUUUAUUAUUUGUUGCGAGACGCGGCCCUCCUGCGUCAGUACUACUAGCUAGGAUCGGGCAGACCGGAAGUCACUCAUGUAAAAAUACGGUGGAUCCGGUCGAUUUUCAAACUAAUAUGCAAUCGUAAACCACUUUUGAGUCCAUCAGAUCUCUUGAAUGGUAGAUCGGGGCACAGUUGACUUGUCUUUGUUGAUUUACUGCUGUCUUCUCUGCUAUAAUAAUAA